This is a messenger RNA of Macadamia integrifolia, 1076 nucleotides long. RefSeq lists its product as uncharacterized. The record is from RefSeq and is a predicted model, not a curated record. Lineage: Eukaryota; Viridiplantae; Streptophyta; Magnoliopsida; Proteales; Proteaceae. The coding region runs from base 61 to 831 and encodes 256 amino acids. The transcript has a single exon.
UUCUCAGGUGCUUCCAACCAAAACAGAGAGAGAGAGAGAGAGAGAGAUUUAGUCGCCGCCAUGUAUGUAUUUCAGUCUCCCCUCGAAGCUCUCGCCUUCAACUACUUCAAUUACGUAAGCUUCGGAUUCUUAGCCACUAAUACCCUUCAGAGCUUAUUCACCUGUGUUGCCAUUCUUACCACUGCUGUUAGCUUUUGGAGAUUCACAACUGUUGUUGGCUCUAAUUCCUUCCCUCGAACCAAUUCAUCAUCAUCAUCAUCAUCAUCCUCAGUUAAUUCUGAUGGCAGCCAUUCUACUCCACCACCAACUGUACAAAUAUUAUCUCCUCAUCUACUACCCUGUCUAGGGUCGACCUCGCCUGAUCAUCUUCAGCUGGAGUCGGAGAAGAAGCCAUAUGAUGAUCAUGAAGCUUCCACUUGCAAUUGUGUGCGAAGAACAUCAUCAUCAUCCUCAUCAUCCAUUUUGGUUGGCCCCAUCCCUCUCGAAGAUGAGGAUGAGAACAAGGUCAACCUUAAAGCCAAGUUUACUCUGUAUUACUCUGAGCUGAAUGACAAAAGUAGUAAAGAGGAGGAGGAGGAGGAGGAUCCUAUCGAGGACGUUGACGUCCUCCUUUGCUCGUCCGGAGCACCCCCAGAGCUUCUCUACUCUAGCGGGCUUUGGUGUUCCGAUGGUACUUCGGCGAGGAGAGAAGGAGAUUUGCUGAGUUGGUACCGUUAUCAGGAUUUAACGGUCUUUAACGGCAGCGUCGUUAGGUUAUGGGAUUGUCAUAGACGGAGAAACACAUCAUCGUCCGUUUGCUUCCCUGCUCCUGCUCUAGAAGUGAUAGGAUAGGCAGGUUGACUAGCUGACUGCACUCUCUCGCUCUCUCCUCUGGUAGCGGGUGAGGGAUUCAAUGGGUAUUCUGUAUUUACAUUUCUGUUGGAUUCCAAGUUCUAGUCUUAAUAUGUACUGGCAAUUUUUUAUUUUUUUUUAUGGGUAGAAACAAGGAUUACAAUCUACAACUAUAUUAGCAACCUUUAGAAUGUAUUGAAAUUUAUAAUCAUCAAAUUAAGAACAAAGAUGCCUUAUGUCUUCAA